AUGUACCGCCCGGCGGUGGCUGCGUGGACUAAGCAGACCCUGCAGGACCAUUUCUUCAAGGAGGCAAAGAAACAAGGCUAUGUGUCGAGGGCUGCAUACAAGCUGCUGGAGAUCCAGAAAAAGCACAAGAUCAUUCGGCCAGGUGCCAAGGUGCUUGACCUGGGCUGCGUGCCCGGCGCGUGGCUGCAGGUGGCGUGCCAGCAGCUGGGCCCCAGGGACAGGGGCGGGCUGGUGCUGGGGGUUGACCUGCAGGAGGUCAAGGUGCCAGCCAGGUUUUGCGACGACCGCGUGAAGGUGCUGCAGGCUGACGCGCGGCUGCUGACUCCCGAGGUGCUCCUUGAGUUCACCUCAGACGGGUUUGAUGCGAUUGUCAGCGACAUGCUGCAGUUCACAAGCGGUGUCAAUGACGUUGAGCUGUCCCUGGAUCUUGCUGGAACAGCCCUUAACGUGGCCACAGGCUGCUACUAUGACAUGUACGGGGAGCAGUUUGAGCAGCAGGUCGGCUUCCGCCACUCUGGGUUCUUGCGGCCUGGUGGGAACCUGGUGAUGAAGGUCUACGAGGGCAGCGGCACGACAGAGUUCAUCAAGUCAAUGCAGCCCUACUUCACAAAGGUGGCGAGGAUGCGCGUGGAGGCCAGCCGCUCGAUGUCGCGCGAGUUCUACGCCGUGGGCUUGGGGCGUAAGGCUCCAGGGGUGCAUGGCGGCGGCGGCAGUGGCAAGGCCAAGCGGUGA
This is a messenger RNA of Monoraphidium neglectum, 732 nucleotides long. Its product is annotated as ribosomal RNA large subunit methyltransferase E. The transcript has 8 exons. Gene Ontology annotation, biological process: RNA methylation. The record is from RefSeq and is a predicted model, not a curated record. Gene Ontology annotation, molecular function: rRNA (uridine-2'-O-ribose)-methyltransferase activity. NCBI's taxonomy places the organism in Eukaryota, Viridiplantae, Chlorophyta, Chlorophyceae, Sphaeropleales, Selenastraceae. The coding region runs from base 1 to 732 and encodes 243 amino acids.